GAGAUUUUUAUUUUGACAGCGUGUCCCGGAUGUGACGUCAGAGAGGAAGUCAAGCGUGUUGUGCUGCAGGUGGAGAGUAGCCGGGAAAUUUUGCCGUUAUAAAUGAACUUUUCAGCGCAGUGAGACAUCUGCUGGUGAGAAGGAGGAACUGCAGAGAGGAACCUACUGCUGAGUUGUGAUGUCAUCAGAUGAGGAUGUGUCUCCGCCCACAGACUCGUAUCUCAUUGGUCAGCGUGAUGAUGUCAUUAGAGCUAAUCGUCUAGUGACGAGUGUGAACGGCAGAGAAGUGCUGCUUCUACACCACCGGGGGGAGCUCCACGCUCUGGAUGCACACUGCUACCAUGCUGGAGGUCCUCUACAGAAUGGAGACAUUGAGGAGGUAGCAGGGCGUGUGUGUAUUGUUUGUCCGUGGCAUAAAUAUAAGAUCAGUGUGUGUGAUGGUGAAGGUGUGUACCAGGCCGUGGAUCCUUCAGUGAAGCCUCUGAAACCACACUGGUGCACUAAAGGGGUCAAACAGAGAGUGCACAAGGUCACAGAGGUCAGAGGUCAUGUGUACAUCACCCUCAACACCUCACCCGAACACCUCGAGUCUGACCGGUAUCAGACUCCAGAGUACAGAAACUCAUUGUACAGGAGCAGGAAGUGACAUCGGAGGAAGCAGUUUACCUGCACAGUGUUGGUGAGGUUAAAGGUCAUGUAAAUAAACUCUGAAGGGUCACUGGGAAAGGGUCACUGGUCACAUCUUGUUCCUGAAAUCUCAUUGUUUAUCUUCAUCACUCCUGAUUAUUAUUCUGAUGAUGAUGAUGUGAGUUUAUCCAAAUAAAAACACAUUUACGGUUAAAGAGGCGGUGGACUGACUU
Hemibagrus wyckioides is the source of this 860-nucleotide messenger RNA. Its product is annotated as Rieske domain-containing protein. Lineage: Eukaryota; Metazoa; Chordata; Actinopteri; Siluriformes; Bagridae. Gene Ontology annotation, molecular function: 2 iron, 2 sulfur cluster binding. The record is from RefSeq and is a predicted model, not a curated record. The transcript has 5 exons. The coding region runs from base 179 to 646 and encodes 155 amino acids.